Molecule: messenger RNA, 3198 nt
Organism: Colletotrichum lupini
Lineage: Eukaryota; Fungi; Ascomycota; Sordariomycetes; Glomerellales; Glomerellaceae
Exons: 26
Coding region: 1-3198 (1065 amino acids)
Source: RefSeq, a predicted model, not a curated record
AUGGCACACUUCACAGACCAACAUGGGCCUUAUAGACCGAAAUCACCCAUUACCUCGUGGCAGAAGGGUCCCAUACGGGCAUCUUCCUGGCUGUCACUUCGAGCCUGGCGGGCGCUCCUCACAAGGGUGCUUCUCGGAGAAUUGCAAUUGCACGAUUCAAGUUACUGGGCAGUUGCGAACCCAAAUAAACUCAACAUGACAGCGUUGUAUAGCAUUGCAGCAAGCUGCUUGUUUUUCCGGAUGCUCUUUGCAGAUGUGCCAACGAAGUUGGCAAGAUGUGGAGACAUGACGCCCGCAGUGUUAUUCGUCUUUCCUCGAGCAGGCCUGCCCGGUUCCGCCAGGCUUAUUGUUGCCGUUCAACAUGUCCUGCGUAAACUGAAGCUCAACGGCGAAGUCUGCUCCGUACUUGAUGACAUGCAAUAUCAUGGGGGCCGCAUCGACUUGAAGCAGACCUCCGUGGUAGGCUCGGAUGUCGACAAAACACAACUUCUGAUAUGCACACUCCUCUGCUCUACCAGCCGCAGAGUGCGUGAAAAACAAAGUCCUUCUAGGACACCUUCUAGGAGAGCUUCUUCAAUCGGCUGUCACCUUUACGAUAGAGAUACUAUGGUCAACGUCGCUGCCGAGCCAUUCAGGGCUCUCGGUUCUAUGCAGGGUGCACUAUGCAGUCUCGCCCCCAAUAGACCGAUCUCCUACGACGACAGCGGCGCGCAGGGGUAUAUGCAUCCGACCGCGCAGUUCUAUCCUCAACUCGGUUCAACUCGCAUCAACUUAGCAGCAACAAGAUAUCCAUACGGUGGGUUGAACCGCUCAGAUCAAGUUGGUUCCCCAUGCCGACUCCCGACUCCUGUUGCGGCUUGCCCCGUCUGCACAGCUGUGGUCCUGUGGAUGGUUCGACGAAAAUGGAGCGGAAGGCAAUGUGGCUUCCCAGCCUCCAUUAUCGGAGCAUGCAAGACAUGCCUUGAUGCCCAGCACCAGGCUAGAAAUUCAUCCACAUCGGGGCUCUUGCUGGGCCUGACAGAUCCAACAUACGCUUUGGAAGGGGUCCAGCAAGCUUUGUCCACCGCUAAUCUCACUACGUCGCACUUUGACUUCAGUGGGAACCAACUUGACAUGUUGUCGCAAGCGACGUCGUGUUCUAGAACGUCCAGCGCGUGCGAUGAUAUUGCAUGGUGGUAUUUGCCCGCGAUCCCAAGGCAUCGCCAGCAUCCAUACGUUUACCUUGAGACAAUAAGCAAGCGGUUAGCUACUGGGAGGCUGAGAGCGAUGAGAGAAACACGCCGAGGGAAGCUCAAAAAGCUCAUUGUUAUAACCUGGGAUGGCCGGUAUCGCAAAUGUAUUUCACCGCACAAGCACCGCGGCGGCGGUUUCAACCUACCAAACAGCCUUCUCGAAGAAUUGUCGGACCUGAGCCGAUGGCUCUCUGCUAACACCGGCGCGAUGUGCUCCGUAGUUCGAAAGUUAAUGUGGAUGGCGGUGAGUCGGAAGGAGGUGGACCUCAAAGUCCCCGGCAACGCCACCACAAAAAUGGGCAACGGCUCCCUGGCUUGGUUCCCUGCUGGCAUGCAUCUGCUAAUCGACAGAGAAGCGAGCGGCCCGGCAAUCUCGGUCAAAUUGCGUGCCCCCCACCGUCACCAACCUGCGGGUUUUUGUCAGGAAUCGCAGAGCUCUCGGCCGAGGAUCGGUGCCUAUGUUCGUCACAAGUUGUGGAACAAUCUUGUUGCGUCGCUCCUGGGUGCCGUGCCGGAUCCAUCGUGGUUCCAAGGGUCCAUCGGGCAAAGUCGGCCGACCUGCGAGCUUCAGGCUUCAGUUGGUUGCCGGUUCUCAAAAGUGUCGGAUAUUAACGACCAUGGUUUUUCGGAGGAGCGAAGAGCGACAAGCGCAUGGUCGAUCAAGUCUGAAAAGGGUUGCGUCCGCCGUGAAACCCUCGACUGCACCGGGCAGGGAGCAUGCCAGCUGCGACCUCGAUUCCUGUGGCGCGAAGUCACGGCCUCCAUGCUUCAGGGGCGCAUGUCCUCCACCAUGACGCCUACCACGGUUCCUAGGCGGUUCGACUUCGGGCCAAUUAACCCUUCUUGGGGUUGUGGUGAUUUGAUGGUCGAAUUCUCCUGCCCUCUCCACUGCCUGUCUAUCACGGCGAACCUCUCUGAAGCGGUUCCUAGCCCAAGAGAUUCGUAUAGCAAUGCGAUGCCGCCAGAGAUCGGCUCGCGUGCGCAAUCGUCUCCCUGUCGCGGUAUCACUGACUUAUCUGCCUUGUCUAUCUCUCCUCUAUCUUCUCCUCGGACCUGCCCUAUCUGCCAAAAGAUCAGGGCGUGCUGUGCGUAUCUGCGAGGCAUUCCCCUCUUAUCUCCAGACUCUUUGGUUGCUGCUCGCGUGCCCACCCUUGCCGCACGCGCACAUGUACGAUGUUAUGCAUGUUUGGCGGCGGGAGGGGAGUGGAUGGAGGCAUUUUUCUUCUUUUCCAAGUCGCACCUUCUUAUCUGGAAGAUGGGCGGUCUGGGCGGGAACGAGGGGCCCCUUAUCUUUUCUCCAGGUUUUCCUUUCCCCGGAUAUCGCUUGCCGUUGACGGUUUUUGCCGAUCCGACGCUCCUCGAACUGCCUAGUGACCUACGAAACGACUAUUUGAAACUUCUUCACACCGAACAUGUGAGCACCUUUCCGUAUGAGGGUUGGAUGGAUGAUGGUGGUCAAUUCGAAUGGGACGCGAGGUCGAUAUACCAACGGGAGGUUUCUAUGGUUCCUUUCGAUGUCGAGGACGACUUCGAAUGCGCUGGCUCCAUCCUGCUACUACGUGGUCGGCCCGGCCAGUCGUCGGAGCGCGGUUUGCUGUUGCCUCUCUCUCGGGUUGACGAGAUCCUGGGCGAACGAAGUAUGUCGCAGGUUAUUCGGACUGUCCUAGCUGAUUACCGCCUUGGAGAGGUCUUGGGGAGUGGUCUCUGUUGUAUCGCGACUCGUGGUACACAUCGUCACCUUCACUUUGCUAUACAAUACUCGACGAGCACUACUUACCUAGGAACACACAGUCCCAGAAACGAUGUCGACCGUGUCGUGGGGGGCAGAUGCCUUUGUACACGUACCACCCCUCUCGGACACAUGAAGUUGGACUACGGCUCUACGAUCACUGAAGAGAGGAGCAGGCCAGGAUUCUCGUGUGCCUGGGAGAAACUAGCAUGCGGACAGCAGAUCGUUAUUCAGUAA